Penicillium soppii is the source of this 2367-nucleotide messenger RNA. Its product is annotated as mismatch repair ATPase MLH1. The coding region runs from base 1 to 2367 and encodes 788 amino acids. Gene Ontology annotation, cellular component: MutLalpha complex. NCBI's taxonomy places the organism in Eukaryota, Fungi, Ascomycota, Eurotiomycetes, Eurotiales, Aspergillaceae. Gene Ontology annotation, molecular function: ATP binding; ATP hydrolysis activity; ATP-dependent DNA damage sensor activity. The record is from RefSeq and is a predicted model, not a curated record. Gene Ontology annotation, biological process: mismatch repair. The transcript has 4 exons.
AUGACGCCCCAGGCUCUCUUAUCGCCUUAUCGGAUCUUCACCUUUUCUCCAACGCGACGUGAUCCGUUCACUUGCGAGUAUCUCUUUGAGAUCGAGGAUUUGAUCAUGGAAGACAAUAUGGAUAUUGAUACACUUGAUCAACGUGGCACCAAGCGUGCAGUGGAGGAGACCGAGAGUCAGGAACCCCCUAGGCCAAAGAAGAUUAAGGCUUUGGACCCCGAUGUCGUAAAUAAAAUCGCUGCUGGGGAGAUCAUCGUCGCUCCGAUGCAUGCGCUCAAAGAGCUCAUUGAAAACGCCGUCGAUGCUGGCUCUACAACAAUUGAAGUCCUGAUCAAGGAAGGAGGACUGAAACUACUCCAGAUUACUGACAACGGUCAUGGAAUCGAUCGAGAUGAUCUUCCGAUUCUCUGUGAGAGAUUCACUACCUCCAAACUUAAAGAGUUUGAGGAUCUUACUUCCAUUGGAACCUACGGCUUUCGAGGUGAAGCUCUGGCCAGUAUCAGUCACAUCGCACACCUGACUGUCACGACCAAGACUGCUGGAUCUAGCUGCGCUUGGCGAGCACAUUAUGGGGAUGGGAAGUUGAUCCCAGCCAAACCAGGCCAGAGCUCUGCGCCCAAGGCGACAGCUGGACGCGGAGGAACCCAAAUCACUGUCGAGGAUCUUUUCUAUAAUGUUCCCACUAGACGCAGAGCAUUCCGCUCGGCAAGUGAGGAAUAUGCCAAAAUCCUCGAUGUGGUCGGUCGAUAUGCGGUACACUGCUCUGGUGUCGCCUUCUCGUGCCGCAAGCACGGUGACUCUGGCGUGAGUAUCUCGACCCCAGCCAGCGCAAGCACCGUCGACAGGAUCCGCCAGAUUCACGGCAGUGCCGUAGCGAACGAGGUUGUUGAAUUCAAAUCCGAGAAUACAAAACUUGGAUUCCGUGCGUCCGGUCUUGCUACUAAUGCCAACUAUCAUGUCAAGAGAACAACGAUUCUGCUCUUCAUCAACCACCGUGCAGUUGAAUCAACUGCUGUUAAGCGGGCAGUCGAACAAACUUAUUCUGCAUUUUUACCCAAAGGUGGACACCCAUUCGUAUAUCUUGAUCUCGAGAUCGAGCCUCAUCGCGUCGAUGUCAAUGUGCAUCCAACAAAGCGCGAGGUCAACUUCCUCAACGAAGAUGAGAUUAUCGAGCUUGUCUGCGCCGAAAUCCGAUCCAAGCUUGCGGAGGUAGACUCCAGCCGCACAUUCCUCACGCAGAGUCUAUUGCCCAGUGUACCAACAAUCGAGUCCCUCCAGUCUGCCCAAGACGCCUCAGCCAACGAAGGAGCAGCAGAAGGAGCGAGAUUGACAGCGACCCCGAAAACACCAGCAACGAAAAGGCCCUACGAAAACAACCUGGUCCGAACGGACUCCAAAGUCCGCAAAAUCACAGCAAUGCUAGACCCAGUCGCCGCCUCACCACGCGACCCUUCUAAUCAAGACACGCCCGCCGACGCAAACCAACCCUCAAUCAUAGACGACGGCCUCCAAUACGAAACAACAGAUCGCCAGCCCCUAAGAAUAGCCCUCGCCUCAAUCAAAGGCCUCCGCGCCGCCGUCCGCUCCGAAAUGCACAACACCCUAACCGAGAUGUUCGCCUCACACACCUACGUAGGACUCGUCGAUGAGCGACGCCGCUUAGCAGCCAUCCAAUCCGGCGUAAAGCUCUACCUAAUCGAUUACGGCCUCGCAUGCAACGAAUUCUUCUACCAAGUAGGCCUGACAGACUUCGGCAACUUCGGAACGAUCCGGCUCUCCCCGGCACCCAAACUAGUCGACCUACUACGAAUCGCUGCCGAGGCAGAGCGCAAAGACCACCCAGACGCGGAGGCGGAGGCUAUAAUCGCCAACGCGCCAGCCAUGAUCGCGCAGACGCUUGUCGAGCGCCGCGAGAUGCUGAACGAGUAUUUCUCCAUGCAGAUCAGCGCGGACGGCGAGCUAAUUUCCAUCCCGCUCCUGCUGAAGGGGUAUUUGCCUGCGUUGGCGAAGUUGCCUCGCUUCUUGCUGCGGCUCGGUCCGUAUGUGGACUGGGGUAGUGAGGAGGGGUGUUUCCGGACGUUUCUGCGUGAGCUGGCGGCUUUCUAUACGCCUGAGCAGCUGCCUGUGCUUCCUGGUUUGGGUCCGGGUGCGGAGGGGGAGUCUGCGGAGCCGCGAGUAGCCGAGGGCGAGGGGGAUGGGGAUGGGGAUGCCUUUGUCAGGGCGCGGCGUGCGCAGAUGGUCCGCAUGUUGGAGUAUGCUGUUUUUCCUGCUCUCCGUGCGCGGUUGGUUGCCACGUCACGAUUGCUGCGGGGUGUGGUGGAGGUUGCAGAUUUGAAGGGGCUGUAUCGGGUGUUCGAGCGCUGUUGA